AUGCUUUUUACGCGGCAAGGCCCUCGGAGCAUCGACUGCGCCGGACGCGGCCUCGACAACCUGCCCGUCGGCCUGACGCUGCCCGGCGGCUUCUCGGCCGUGACGUUCGGCGAAAACAAGCUGACGGAGGUGAAGAGGGGCCAGUUUCGGUGGAACACGGCCGCAACGAUGCUGAACCUCUCCCACAAUCUGGUCGCGACGGUUGAGUCUAGGGCGCUGGCUGGGCUGCCAGUACUACAGACGCUGCUGCUGGACCACAAUCAGCUGACGGGGCUGAACCCGGAGGCGCUGCAGGGUGUAUACGAGCUCGCGCUGCUCGACCUUAGCUUCAAUCGGCUGCGCGUGCUGGACCCGUCGCUGUUCGUCAACACCGACAUCCGCGUGCUGUUGCUGAGUCACAACCCGCUGGUGAAGCUCGACCCCAUGCUGUUCAUGUUCGUGCCGCGUCUGAGGCGGCUGGACCUCAGCUCGAUGCGCUCGCUGCGCCGCCUGGAGGCGCACGCCUUCAGCGGGCUGGACCAGCUCGAGGAGCUGCGGUGCGGGUCCGGCGGCGCGCUGGCCGAGGUGCACCCGGCUGCGUUCAGGGACGCCAUCUCGGGCGAGCACCUGGCCCGGCUGGUGAGCGUGGACCUGGCCGGGAAUAACCUGACGGGCGUCAGCCGCGACAUGCUGCCCUGGGGGCGCAUGGAGUUCGUCGGCGUCGAGCAGAACCCCUGGACCUGUGAUUGCGACAUGGCCUGGGCAGCUGGCGGCGCUUUGCCCCAUGAGGAUGCGCCGUCCUUCGUGUGUGAGAAGCCGAGGGCGGCGGUCGGCCGACCCGUCUCCAAUUUGACGGCCGCCGAGUUCGGCUGCCAGGACGGCUUCGUCGCAAGCACCGGCUUCGUCGCAGGCAUCGUCGUCUCGACUGUGGCGGUCGCGGUCGUCGUGGCCGUGGUCACCAAAUGA
This is a messenger RNA of Pollicipes pollicipes, 945 nucleotides long. Its product is annotated as reticulon-4 receptor. The transcript has 3 exons. Lineage: Eukaryota; Metazoa; Arthropoda; Thecostraca; Pollicipedomorpha; Pollicipedidae. Gene Ontology annotation, molecular function: protein binding. The coding region runs from base 1 to 945 and encodes 314 amino acids. The record is from RefSeq and is a predicted model, not a curated record.